AUGGAUAUGGAGAAGGCUUUUGAUAGAAUGGAAUGGGGGUUCCUCCUUGCUAUUAUGGAAAAGCUGGGUUUCAAUCCCAUCUGGAUCCACUGGAUUAGGAUUUGCAUUACCUCUUCCUCUUUCUCCAUUUUAUUAAAUGGUAGCCCUUUUGGUUUUUUCUCCCCUGAGAGAGGGUUGAGACAAGGUGAUCCUCUAUCUCCUUUUCUCUUUAUUCUGGGUUCAGAAGUUUUUUCUAGACUCAUGUUUAGAGAGGAAAGUUUAGGCUCCAUCAAAGGCCUCCAGAUUUCAAGAAACUGUUCUGCUAUCCAUCAUCUUUUGUUUGCUGAUGAUCUCCUCAUUUUUGGUAAAGCCACUAUUUCUGAAGCUUCAUGUAUCAAGUCUUGUCUGGAUAAGUAUUGUUACUGGUCUGGUCAGUCCAUAAAUCCAGCUAAAUCUUCCAUUAGGUUUAGCAAAAACACCUUCCCUGCUACCUCAUCAGCCAUCUCAAACAUUAUACCUUAUCCUUCUAAUCCUUCAAACUCCCUUUACCUUGGUCUCCCUAUUCUGAUGGGCAACUCUAAGAAAAGAGCUUUUCAAGGCAUUAUUGACAAGGUUCAUAGCAGAAUUGAUGGCUGGAGAGCUAAGACAUUGUCUCAAGCUGGUCGUUUAGUUCUCAUCAAAUCUGUGGCUGCUGCUCUUCCUUCUUAUGCAAUGAGCUCCUUUUUACUGCCCAUCAGCACCAGCACUGAUCUCGACAGGAUCUUCAAAAAAUUUUGGUGGGGUUUCCCUCCCAAGAAGGCUAGAAAUCUAUCUCUUAAGGCUUGGGACUCCAUUUGUUUUCCAAAGGAGUUGGGAGGUUUGGGAAUCAGAAAAAUGAGAGAAGUGAAUUUAGCCCUUAUCUCCAAAUUGGGGUGGAAACUUCUUUCAAAUGCAGACUCCAUGUGGGUAGCUCAACUUCGAGGUAAGUAUCUCCACUCUAGUACUUUUCUCUCCCCCUCUCCCCAUUCUUCCUCUUCCUGGCUAUGGCAAGGUAUCAUUAAGUCUCUCCCCUUCAUCUCUCAAGGUGCCUGUCACAGAAUCCAUAGCUCUUCCUCUCUCCCGAUUUGGAGCUCCUCUUGGAUUCCUACUCUUCCUUCUUUCACUCCAUCUCCUUCCUCUUUUUUGGUUAGCCCUUUUCCCAAUCUUAUUGUUUCUGAUCUUUUUCUUCAAAACCUUAACUCCCCUCAUCUCUCAUGGAAUUUUCCUCUGGUUUACCACCUUUUUGACUCAUCCAGUGUUAUGGAGAUUGCUAAAAUCUCUAUCUACCCUGCCACGACAGAGAAGUUCAUCUGGACUCCUUCCUCUAAUGGUCUUUUCUCCACCAAGUCUGCCUAUAAACUCAUCAGUAGCUCUAGGUCUUUACCCAAUUCCCCCCUAGCUCCCAAGCAAUGGAAACUUCUCUGGAAUCUAAAGCUUAAUGAUAGACUGAAACUUUUCCUUUGGAAAAUUGCUUGGGAUAUUAUCCCCUCCAAGACUAGGUUAAAUGCAGUGUUUCCCAUCCCUCCAGCCGAUUUAUUUUGUCCCCUAUGCAAUGUAGAAGAGGAUUCUCUUUCUCACCUCUUCUUCAGAUGCUUCUUUGCUAGAGUUUCUUGGAGAUAUUCUCACUGGCCAUUGGAUUCUAUGAAGUGGUCCUCCCUUAGCCUCUCCGACUGGAUCAAAGGUAUUUUAUCUCCACAUCAAUCUUUUGGUAUCCCUCUAGCAGAUUCUCACUUAUUCCAAAUUUAUGCUGUGGUGCUUUGUGAUAUGUUAUGGUUCUCUAGAAAUCAAGUUGUUCAUAAAGGUGUAUUCCCUGAUGUCUCUAUUCUUGCUGGAGACAUCAAACGUAUAUCUUUAGAACAUUUUGCAGCUUGGAACUCUAUCUCUACUCCAGUAAGAGAACUCUGGUCUCCUCCUCCAGCAGGCAGUUUUAAAGUAAACUUUGAUACAACCAUAAGAGAUCUCUUCUCUGUCCAAGCAGCUGUUUGCAGAAACUCUCAAGGCAUCAUUGUCAAAGCUCUCUCUCAAGUAAGGCCUCCCUGUGAUCCCACAUUUGGUGAAGCUCAAGCAGCCCUUCUGGCAGCUUCUUUGAUAGUCUCUUUACAUUUAAAAAAUUUUAUUUUAGAAGGUGAUUCUUCUAUUGUAAUUUCUUCUUUACAACAUCUUACUAUAGUCUUAGAUUGGAAGAUUGAGCAUGUAAUUUCUGAUACUAUUUCACUUCUCCCAAUUUCCUCUAUUUGGGAGGCUAGGAAAGUUCACAGAAGUGCAAACUUCUGCGCCCUUCAUGUGGCAUAUAGGGCCGCGGCAAGAGUCAUCUCGAACUACAUUCCCUCCUUAUUUUCUCCUCCUAUUUCUAUCCCUAUUUGUAGUGGCAAGGAUCCACCUUUUGCUUUUUCCUCUUUUUGA
Corylus avellana is the source of this 2400-nucleotide messenger RNA. The record is from RefSeq and is a predicted model, not a curated record. NCBI's taxonomy places the organism in Eukaryota, Viridiplantae, Streptophyta, Magnoliopsida, Fagales, Betulaceae.